Molecule: messenger RNA, 3696 nt
Organism: Caenorhabditis briggsae
Lineage: Eukaryota; Metazoa; Nematoda; Chromadorea; Rhabditida; Rhabditidae
Exons: 24
Coding region: 1-3696 (1231 amino acids)
Biological process (GO): transmembrane transport
Cellular component (GO): membrane
Molecular function (GO): ATP hydrolysis activity; ABC-type transporter activity; ATP binding
Source: RefSeq, a predicted model, not a curated record
AUGAACAGAAAGCGAGAAAAAGAGUCAACUAUUUCUCCGUCGAAUUCACAAUCAUCGUCGUCGAGCGAGUCUUCUUCUUCCAAUUCCUUCAGCUAUUGUUCCCUGUUGCGAUACUCCAACAAAGUUGAUAGGUUGCUUCUUGGUCUCGGAAUCUUUCUUUCGAUUUCCCAAGGCUGUUGUAGUUCUCUGAAUGCAAUUCUUUUCAGAGACCUAACAGAUGUUCUAAUCAGUGGACAAGGAUCAUAUACCAACCAAACAUUUGAUCACCAGCAGUUCAAUAAUGAAACAUUGAAUAUUAUCCACACUUACUUUUUGUACGGUACUCUUCUGUUUAGUUUGUCAUUCGUUUCGAUGUGCUGCUGGCAUACAUUCUGUGAACGACAAAUUUUCAAGAUUCGAGUUGCGUAUUUUAGUGCAUUAUUACGUCAGGAUUGGGAAUGGUUCGAUCAAAAUGAUUCUGGAGCAGCUAUAGUUCGAAUGAAUGAUGGUUUGGAAAGAGUUCGAGAUGGAUUAGGAGACAAGCUUGGUGUUAUAAUUGCCUAUUUGACCCAUUUUUUCUGUGGAUUGUCUCUUGCAUUCUACUUAAGUGUUGAAAUGACAAUUGUGACUCUAAUCAUCACUCCUGCAUUCAUUCUUCCAAUCAUCAUAUCUCGCAAGAUGAUCUCAAAGGUGACUUUUAAAGAAUUGGAAGCCUAUGAAUCGGCGGCAACUGCAGCAGGAGAAGUUAUCAGUGGCAUCAAAACAGUUGUGUCUUUUAAUGGAGAACAAAAAGAAAUCAACAGGUACUCAAAAUUUUUAUCAAAAGCAAUGUACUGGGGACUUUGGAGAGCUUCUUUGAGCUCAUUUGAGGGGCUUUUGGGGCAUUCUUCAUGUGUUUUUCAAUGGCAAUUUCAUUCUGGUUGGUGGGGAACCAGAUUGGUUCUAAAAGGAUCAAUAACUCCUGGAACCACACUUGCUGUAUUUUGGGCAGUCAAUGGAGCUAUAUACUUUGUCGGACAAGCUAUUCCACAUUUAACAUCGGUCUCAUCGUGCUACAGUGCAGCCGUACCUGUUUUCCAGAUUAUUGAUAGAACAGUUAUCCUUGAUGGGACAUCUGAUAAAGGACUUAAAUUAUCGAAAGUAAAAGGAAAAGUUAAGUUUGAGAAUGUUUGGUUCAAAUAUCCCGCUCGGCAAAAAGUGAACGUUCUGAAAGGAAUCAGUCUUCAUGCUAAUCCUGGAGAAAACAUUGCAUUGGUUGGUCAUUCUGGAAGUGGAAAAAGUACAACUGCUGCCCUUAUGAUGCAUUUUUAUGAGUUGAAUGGGGGAAAAAUAUCGAUUGAUGAUACAAACAUUGAUGAAUUGAAUUUGUCACAUUUGAGGAACAUUGUAGGAAUCGUCAGUCAGGAACCAUUGUUGUUUGCGGAUACUGUUGAGAACAAUAUGAGGUUGGGAGCUCCAGAUUUAGAUGACAAUGAGAUGGAAUACUACUGCAAACUGGCUAAUGCGCACGAUUUCAUCGAGCAGUUGCCGAAUGGAUACAAAACAGCUAUUGGAAAUGGAGGAGUCGAAUUAUCAGGAGGACAGCGACAGAGGAUAGCGAUUGCGAGAACUUUGGCAAGAAAACCAUCGAUUUUGAUUUUGGAUGAAGCCACGAGUGCUUUGGAUUCAGAAAGUGAAUCUCUGGUUCAGAUAGCAUUGGAGAAUGCAGCAGAAGGAAGAACUACGAUCACGAUUGCUCAUAGAUUGGGUACCAUUCGGAAUUGUAACCGAAUUUAUGUUUUUGAUGAUGGAAAGAUAGUGGAAGUUGGAAGUCAUCAAGAACUGAUGGAGAAAGAUGGACACUAUGCGAAAAUGGUUCAAUCCCAAGAAAUUGAAGUGGGAAAUAGGCAAGAAUCGACAAUGGAAGAAUACUCUUUCGAAUCUAGGAGGGAAUCUUGUGACUCGAAAUCAUCUCGUCAAAAAUUCAGCAAAAAAACGGCGAGAUCAUGUUCGCUGACAUCCGAAAAACUGCUUUCUGAUAUAUCUCCAUUACCGAUAGGAGAAGAGAAUGAACAACCGUCGACCUUUCUUGAAAUUCUCCGAUACACAAAACCAGAGUGGGGCCUUCUUGCUAUCUCCAUCCUUAUAUCAGUUCUCCGCGGAUUCAAUUACCCAAUUUACUCAAUCCUCUAUGGAAGAAUGUUCCGGAUUCUAUCAACUGGAACAGACGAGGAGAAGAGUAGUAAUUCAGGCAUGAAUGCAAUCUAUUUAACGGCUCUUGGAAUAUAUGCACUGAUUGUGACAAUGGCCGCUGGUUGUUUGAUUGGAUAUGUAGGGGAAAGACUCACAAAGAGACUUCGAAUUCUACUGUUCACUAACAUUCUCAGACAGGAUGGUGAAUACUUUGACGUUCCAGAACAUGCACCUGGACGACUGAUCACUCGUCUUUCCACAGAUGCUCCAAAUAUCCGUGCAGCUAUAGAUCAACGUCUUGCUGAUGUUAUUCAAGGAUUCUCAGCAGUUUUUUGUGGAAUAGCUAUUGCUUUCUGGUUUAGCCCGACGAUGGCUCUGAUGGGACUUGUGAAUGUAGGAGUGCUCAUUUCUCUGCAAGGCUUUAUAACACAUGUAUUGAAAAAGAGAGGAGAAAAAGAUUCGGAAAGGUCCGAAGAACCAUCAAGACUAGCCAUUGAAGCGGUUGAACAACACCGAACAGUUCAAUAUUUGACUAGAGAACAGAGCUUUGUGAAGAAAUUCGCUGAUGGAAUGCAUCCGAUUCACAUCAGAAACUUGCAACGUGGAAUAUUACAGUCAAUAUCGUACGCAUUGUCUACUAGCUACACAUCGUUCAGUUUUGCAAUCGGAUACCGUUUUGGUCUUCUUCUAGUCGACCAUGACUUAGCGAAUCCAUUCACAGUCUUUCAAGUCAUCGAAUCCUUGAAUUCGUCAUCUCCUUCUCUUCUUGCACUUGGAUCAUAUAUUCCAGAAUUUGUGCGCGCACAAAUUUCUGCUGGAUUACUGUUUCAAAUGUUAAGAUAUGAGCCAAAAAUAGAUUCAAAUACAGGAAAGAAAACUACGCUGGACAGUGACAUUUCCUUGAAAAAUGUAUACUUUGGAUAUCAAGUUUCUGGACGGAAAAUGAUUCUGAAAGAUUUCACAUUAAAGAUUGAAAGCGGAAAAACAACAGCAAUUGUGGGGGCCAGUGGCUGUGGUAAAAGUACAACCAUUCAACUUUUGGAAAGAUUCUACGAUCCAAUUGCUGGAAGAAUCGAUUUUGGAAGUACGAAUUUGAGAGAUCUGAAUCUGAAACAUUUGCGGUCUCAAGUUGCGUUGGUUGAACAAGAACCAACUCUUUUCAAUUAUUCCAUUCGGAAAAAUAUCGCUUAUGGCCUAGAAUCGAUAAAAGAGGGAGAGGUCAUCCAGGCUGCAAAAAUUGCUCAUGCCCAUGAAUUUAUCACGAGCUUGCCAGAAGGUUACGAUACAAUAGUUGGAGAAGGUGGAAGCAAACUGUCUGGAGGACAGAAACAACGGAUCGCAAUAGCCAGAGCAAUUGUAAGAAAUCCCAAGAUUCUCCUUUUGGAUGAAGCGAUGAGCGCCUUGGAUGUGGAAAGUGAGAGGCUGGUUCAAGAAGCUUUGGAAAAGGCAAAAGAAGGAAGGACUUGUGUUGUCAUCGCCCAUCGUCUCACAACUAUACGAGGUGCUCUUUUGAUUCUUAUCGUUUUCGGCUCCGCGUCAUUUUGA